UUCUGAAGGCACCCUAAGAUGCUUAUGUUAAACUACCCGACGAUUAAACGACGCUGUUCUGCGCCUGAGUUGUGUUGUGAUAAAGUGUAAAACUGACAUAAAAGUGAAUAAUGAGCGCGUACUUACAGGUCGCAGAAGAUGAAGGAGAAGAACCCAUAGAACUCCCUACCGAAGAUGAUAGUACAUUAUUGCUUUCAACGCUAGCAGCUCAGUUCCCUGGUACCUGCGGUCUCAAGUAUCGGAAUCCAGAAUCCCGGACAAUGAGAGGCGUUCGACUCGUAGAAGGAAGGUUACACCCUCCAGAGAAUGGCUGGGGAACUGGAGUGUAUUACUGCGUGUUUCCUAAAGAAAACAAGAGAAAAUCUGAUGAUCAUUUGGAAAAUUCUACAGCAAAAACAAAAAGAAUGGAGACAAAAUUAAAGUGUUCGGAUCUCAUAGUGCUCGGAUUGCCUUGGAAGACGACCGAACAGCAGUUGCGAGAAUAUUUUGAAUCCUUUGGCGAAGUACUUAUGGCACAGGUGAAGAAAGAUCCCAAAUCUGGCCAGUCAAAAGGUUUUGGAUUUAUCCGUUUUGGAAACUACGAUUCACAGAUGCGUGUUUUAGCACAGAGGCAUAUGAUUGAUGGGAGGUGGUGUGAUGUGAAGAUCCCAAAUUCAAAGGAGGGACAGGUUCAGCAAGUUCCAUGUAAAGUGUUUGUUGGACGGUGCACUGAAGAUAUGCAGUCGGAUGACUUGCGUGAGUAUUUCUCCAAAUUUGGGGAAGUAACUGACGUCUUCAUCCCAAAACCAUUUCGUGCAUUUGCUUUCGUCACCUUCUUGGAUCCAGAAGUGGCUCAGAACUUGUGUGGUGAAGACCACAUAAUCAAAGGAGUCUCGGUACAUGUGAGCAAUGCGGCACCGAAAACGGAUCCAAACGGUCGCUCUUAUGGGGGCAGAGGCCUCGGAUCUCGGGAGCCGAAGAACUUGGCAGGCCCUUUCGGGGGAGCGGCAGGAGCUGCGCACCACUAUCACCAUCCUGGCGGUCCGGGAGGAGGUGGUGCAGGUGGUGGCGGAUGGAACCGGGCUGGCCCAGGACCAGGAGGCAGGGCUCUAGACAUGCCCAAUCUCCAAGCGUUGGGUAUUACAGGACAGGCCGGUGGCCCAGCUGCAGGUGGGGCUGGUCAAAAUGUUGCCAAUCCACUAGGCAUGGGUGCAUUGAACCUCGGAGCCGUAACUGUCAAUCCUGCACUGGUGGCUGCAGCUCUCAAUCAGGCGGGCUGGGGUCUCAUAGGCAAUUUACAAGGUGGCCAGGCUCCAGGACCUGGGCCAGGGGGUGCUGCAGAGGGAGGCCCGGGUCCGGCAGCAUUCGGUCAGCCUGGAGCUCCGGGAUUUGCUGGAGCACCAGGUGGACCAGGGCCGGGCCCUGCACCUCAGCAAGGAGCUGCACCCCCUGCUGCAGGAGCGCAAGCUGGAGGUAGUUUUCUCAGUUGGAUGAGCCAAGGUACUCCCACUGGGGGAACCGACGCCAGUCAAACUGGCAGUGCUCCUGGUACGAGUACCCCCCAGCAGCCUGGUCCAGCCCCUGGGUCGUGGCCUCAAAGAGGCAACAAGGAAGGCUACCUGAAAUAUGAAUAGGCAGGUAAAAGCAAAGUGGAGAAAAAUGUGCUGUCAGGUCCUUAACACUUUCCAACACAAGGACAAUGCUUUCUUUAUUUACAAAAUGCUUUCUUAACUGAUGUGAAUCAUUUUAUAUUCUUAAGGUAAGUCAUGUCAUUCUGAAAAGUGCUUGCCCACUUUGGUCAUUGGUGCUUCUGUAACUGCCGCGAAAUUUUAGACUUGUGCUUCCUAGGUUUUUCAUCUGAAGUCAUGCCAGUUAUUUCUGAUUACUAAGAUAGAUACUGAACAUAGGAAAACCUAUCUUUGUGAAAUAUAACAUUUAAAUGUGCAUCUCAGAGCUCUGAAAGAAAAGUCAUUUAUCCAGCGCAAUUGAAGUAAGAUGAUUGUGUUUGUAUUCAGUGUCCAGAAUCCCAAAAAUAUUCUCCGUCUCCCUCAAAUCUUUGUACUGUCAUCAUCAUCAUCAUCAUCAUGAUCAUCAGUAAAGAUAGGGAACUCAUAGCACAGUGUGACAUUGUUAAUACAUUGUAGUAUGAAGUCAACAUGGGUUUAUGAAAUCGAGUGUUGGCAGAAUUAUAAAAUUUUUAACUUUCUGUGCUCAGAAAAGUUUUGUUCUUUCUGUUUCUAGAACCUUGCCAUUUUGUAAUGGAUAUCAGGUCAGUCCUUGUUUUAAUUGUUAAAAUUUUAUAACUUUUGUUCAUGUAUUACUUCAUCUCAGUACUGGCAUCAGAUAAUCAUGAAUUGAGCUGAAUAGCUUAUAUAUGUACAUGCUUCACAGAGGGUUUCUUGUUUUGUUGAGUUCAGUGUUGGGUCAGAUUUUUGUUUCUCCUUUGGUAACCUUAUUUCUGAAACUUACACAAUAAUUCUGCAUCUGACUUUGUAUGUACAUCUGACGAUAAAAUGAGUUCCCAUGAGAUGUAUUGUGAGUAACAGAAAUCUCAACAAGCUGAUUAUUUCUCAUUUCACUUAGUUACUUUGUUUCCAGAAUUCUGGUCACUAUAAUACAUAAUAUGGUCUUUUAGAAUUACUUGUAGCCAAUGUAGUCAUUUGUGAUAUUUCAUCAGAAAUGAAGGCGGAGGGAUUAAAAAUGACAUCAUGUAAGAAGUGUGUUGAUAUCAAGUUGUAGUAAUUACUUUGCAGACUGUUUUAUGUAAAUUACUAAUAUUUUGUAAACUGUAGUUGACUUUCACUCUGAACCUCCAUUGAUAGUGUAUAUAUUUCAAUCUAUUCCUAAUAUUGUCAACUAGAAAUGGAUCAUUUUGCUCGAGAAAUUGAGGAAAUUAAGUUUUCUUUUCAUAUAUUUUUAUAAUUAAAUGACAGCAUUAUAAAAAUAUCGCGAUAGAUAUUUUAUAUGAUUACUAAUUACAGUUUACUUCUUGUUAAAGACUUCAGUUCAUUGGCCUUACGGCUUCCUCUUUCUCUUUAUUACAGUCUCUCAAAAAUGUCUACAGUUGCCAUGUUUUAAAAUCAAAGCACAAAAUAAAAAUUAUAGGCCAUUAUUUGUUUUCACACUUGUAUGACAUUUGAAUGCAAAUGGCCAUGUAGUGUGCUGGGCCAAUGGAAUUAAUGAUAAGGUCUAUCAUUGGCAACAUAAUGUGGCUCAGUUAUAUGCUACGGGCAAGGGGGUGGGGUGUAAAGUGUUAGCAAGGCAAAAUUAUCAAACUGAGAGAAGAAUGUAGAAAUAGUAUGAAAAAUAUUGUUGCACUGUUUUGUUUGAAUGUUGGAAAAGAAAAUAUGAAUUGAGGGAAAAAAAACAUUACCUCCUCUGUAUGUAAUAUAUCUCUCUUUAAUUACCUAUACAGGGUGGUCAGAAAAUGACUGAAACGCUUGUCGUGAUGUUGUAGGGCAGAUUGUACUGAGACAUGAAUGUUAAGAAAAAAAUGCGAUAUGUUGCGUCGUUUCAGAGUUAUUUAGUGUAGAAUUUACCCAAUCGGGGCAUCGCACGCUCACAUUCAAGCGGCCUACCAGGGGCGGUGUUGCCCAACGAGUGCUUUGUCUUGUUAGCUGAAACUUGAAUUUACGCGCGCGACGAUCUGAUUGGCUAACUUCAAUGCUAAAUAACUCGGAAACGGCGCAACGUAUCACAUUUUUUUCUUAACAUUUAUGUCUCAGUACAACUUCCCCUACAACAUCACUACAAGCGUUUCAGACAUUUUCUGACCACCCUGUAUAUCGGACAGGUAGUACAGGUGAGGGAUGUAUAGGAAGAGGGAUAUAUUCUGGACACUGGAAGCAUAUGUACCUUAGAUCAGAGAACCCUUCCCCCCCCCCCCUCUCUCUCUCUCUCUCUCUCUCUCUCUCUCUCUCU
This is a messenger RNA of Schistocerca americana (American grasshopper), 3900 nucleotides long. RefSeq names its product TAR DNA-binding protein 43-like. Lineage: Eukaryota; Metazoa; Arthropoda; Insecta; Orthoptera; Acrididae. Gene Ontology annotation, cellular component: nucleoplasm. The transcript has 4 exons. The coding region runs from base 111 to 1613 and encodes 500 amino acids. Gene Ontology annotation, molecular function: RNA binding. Gene Ontology annotation, biological process: regulation of gene expression. The record is from RefSeq and is a predicted model, not a curated record.